This is a messenger RNA of Pocillopora verrucosa, 2489 nucleotides long. RefSeq names its product reticulocyte-binding protein 2. The record is from RefSeq and is a predicted model, not a curated record. Lineage: Eukaryota; Metazoa; Cnidaria; Anthozoa; Scleractinia; Pocilloporidae.
CCAGAUGGGCGGGUAAACAGUCGCGAAAUAAGGCAAAAAAUAGACAUUUGACAUACUUAAAAUCAAAGAAGAGCAACUGCCUGUGGCUGCUGUAUCAACAAAGUUAACUAUGGCCAGAUUUUUGGGUUUACUACUUGUAUCAGUUGUUCUGUGGAUGGAAAUGUCAGCUGAUGAAGUAGAAAAUAAAGCGGACAACAUGGCCAAAGCUAUUGAACAACAAAACAAAAAAGUUGAAGAGGAAAGCGAAGCCAUGGAGAAAGCGAUUGAUAACAAAGGAAAACUUGUUGAUGCCAAGGAGGAGGAAGAUAAAUUUGAAAAAGCCAGUGAAAAGAUGGCUGCUGUGGGAGAUGCCGCCGAGAAGAAACUAGAUCAGAAAGCUAAUUUAGUUGAAAAAAUUGCCGAUGACACAAACACAGCAAUUGAAAACCAAGGGAGGAAGGUAGAAGAGCUAGCUUCUGGAGCAGACCUCGCUGAAGAUCGUGCAAGCAAACUGGUGGAGAAAAUUGGGCCCACAAGGCAAGUGACAGAGUCUUUGAAAAGAACAAGUGAAAAGAUCGAGCCGAGUAAAGUUGUCGUAUUUCCUGAUUCAGCAGUCCGGGGAACUGACACCAGAAACAUGCAGAUAAAAGAAUUCCAUCCUAAAAAUGGCAAAGGUAAAUGGUUGGCUGUUCACAUUCCGGACCAUAUCAGCUAUCCACGGAAAAAUGUGAAAAUUAUUACCUCCAAAAAAGUCGCCAAGGAAUUACAGCAUGUUGUAGGACCGAACAAGGAUACCCUGGCCAAAGAGAUCCAGUCUAUUUUAGGCGUUGAUGAAGAAACUUUACAGAGAAUGAUCGCUGAAGGACAAGAGGAUGACGAGGACAAGGUUGAUGAUGAUGACGACGAUAAUGAUGACGAUGUUGAAGGUGACGAUGACGAUGAUGAUGACGACGACAUGAAUGACGAGGACAAUCCAGUAAAAGAAGAUUAUAAUGAUGACAAAACAUCUGAAAUGUGUGAUUCGAAAGCCUACCGCAACACAAAAAUUUGUCAAAUGUUCAAAAAAAUUAAGAAAAAGGUCAAAGAUGGCUCUGGAGAGGACAAUGAUAGCCCGAAAAUUCACGUUGAACAGCCAGAAGGCUUUGAACUUAGAUGGGAAGAUAUUCUUAACAACUUUAAACAUUUUAGUUCAAAAAGAAAAGAACAAGUUUGCAAACUGUUUGGACUACAUAACAGACGAUGUCACCGAGUGAAAAAGCGAAAGCGUGAUUUUAAACGAAAGCUAAAGAAAUAUCUUCUUCGAAUGUUAAGAAAAUUCUUAAAAAAUAAUAGAAGUGAUUUCGAAGAAUAUUUGAGUAAAAAGCUAAAGGAUGCGCUUUCUGGAAGGCUUCAGCCAUCAGACGAUGGUCUUUUGCACAUCUAUUCAAAGAAUUCGGGGAAAAUGAACAUGGAAGAUUUCUUAAAAGAUCUGAAUGAUGGUACACCAACUCGCCCACGUGUGAAUUAUCAAUCCUCGUCCCUAUCUUCUCUCGGCCAAGAUUCUCUCACUAUGGACGACAAUACAGUUAACGGUAAUGUAUUUCGAGUAACGCCACAAAUGAAUAAACUAGCCGGAGACGAGGGUCAAGACGCUCCUUCUGAUGCUGUGUCGGCGCUAAAUAAUAUAAUACAUCCUUUGCUCAAUGAUCAAGACAACAAAAUAGAUGAGAAACUUCAAACGAAGAUAUUACAAGAGGAGCUGGGUAACGUCAAUGCAGAACAAGAAGAACAAGAACGACAGAAAAUCAAAGAUGCCUCAAUGAACGAUCACUUGAUGUACAUGUAUCAGUUACAGAAUCUGGCCAAUCACAGGGCUGGGGUGACGGCGCCGAACGGAGUGAUCGGGGGCCAGCCAAUCAGCGUGGUGAAUCCGCACCAGGUUUCUUUGAUGCAGUUGAACCUUCCCGACAAGAACCCGGAUAUACCUUUGCUAGGUUCCGAUUCAUCGAAACCUUCUCAGCCGGAAACAAAAACGAAGAAAAAGGCAUUUCCUCUCAGAAAACCAGUUUUCGAUUUUAGUAAACAAGUUUUUCCUUUUAGUAAACGGGUUUUUCCACUUCGGAGUUCACCUCUCAGACCAAGGUUGGUUGGAACGUUCAGAAUAAAGUCUCCAGGCCCCUGGAGACCUGCAACGAGAAGCUUUUGGAAACGAGACUUUAUAAAAAAAACAUCAAACAAUCACUCACCUCAGAUGGAGAGAAAGAGGUCAAAGAAAAUAUCUUAAAGAUUGCUAGUUUGACAGUUGUGUGUCUCAGUUACAAUGUAAAUUUUUGUAUGUUUUAAUCCCUAAUCCUUGUGAGACUGAACAUAAAGGUUCAUUAUCGAAGAUAAUAUGGCGUUAAUGUACUUUACUUAUUUAGGGAAACGCACCCAACCGUUUUAUAGUUACGCACUUAGAUGUCGAGGGAGGGUCUCAAACAGUCCUUGAUGACAAACUGAUGUUACGUGCUUGGGUAGAUUAAACCUUUGAG